GCUGCAUGAUCGAAGCUGGCGAGCUAGACUCAAGUUCGCUACGAUGAAAACUGUGACACUGCAGCGUUCUUCUCGAGCCGUCGAACCAAAGCUAAGUCGCAGUACACGUAAAUCGCGGUGGGGGACCGAGCGGCCCGAACUCGUUAAGAACCUACGCAUGAAUCUCGACGUAAACACGAAAUCAGUUUAGCGCGCCGCUACUACCUUCGCGAGUCGUGGGUAUUCCUUGCCAGGGCAUCUUGCCCAACGCUCCGUGCAGCAAAUAAACAAGCUGCACAGCAGAACGCCCGGUUGUCGUCGUCAGGCGGCGUCGCUCGCGGCCACCGCCAUCCGCGUCGUCGUCCGAGCAUGGGCGGUCGGCCGUGCGGCGUUCUAGUGACUGUUCUACUGCUUCCCUGGGUUCGUGCGGACUUGACGCAGGAUGUGGACGAGUACUAUACGGCUGUGAUCAACCUGACGUACGUGCACCCGGCCACGGGUCAGCUCGUCUCUGAGCGCGAGGAACUGGGCCGCUACUACAGCGCGGGCAAGCUGGGCUCCGUGAGCGGAGUAGUGGUGCACGUGACGAGUGGAAACUUCACGGCGCACGACGCCUGCUCGCCGCUGGACGCAGCCUCCAUCCCGCAGGAGCCCUGGAUCGCGCUCAUACAGCACGGCAACUGCGUCGAGUCGGUCAAGAUGCGCCACGCAGCCAACACCAACGCGUCCGGAGCCGUGCUUUACAGCGGUGCGGCGGGACCUGGGCCAGGCGUCAGCGGCCGACUGCUCAAGAUGCGCCACAAAGUGUCCCAGCUGAUCUCGGUGCUGAUUGGCCGGGAGAAGGGGCAGCAAAUAGCAGGCCUGGUGGACAAUGGUACACGCGUGCUGAUGCAAAUGUCAGUGGGCAGCCACCGACCCUUCCCCUACCCAAGCAUCAACCGUACCUCAGUGCUCUUCGUCUCUGUCUCCUUCAUCAUCCUCAUGAUCAUCUCCCUCGCCUGGCUCGUCUUCUACUAUGUACAGCGAUUUCGGUACAUCCAUGCCAAGGACCUGCUCGCGAGGCGGCUAUGCAGUGCUGCACAGAAGGCGCUGGACCGCAUUCCAGUGCAGACGCUGCGGCCAGGCGAGCAAGAGUCCGAGUGCUGUGCCGUCUGCAUCGAGCCCCUGCGGCCGGGAGAACUGGUCCGCUUGCUGCCCUGCCGCCACUCAUUUCACAAGCCGUGUGUGGACCCGUGGCUACUCGAGCAGCGCUCGUGCCCCAUGUGCAAGAUGGACAUCCUCAAGCAUUAUGGACUUGUGUAUGCAGCUGGCAGCCAGGAGAGUGUGCUAGAAGACGAUCCAGAAGCCCGCUGAAAUCUACUCAAUGCGCCUCCUACCUUCUCCACUGUGCAAUUGUGUGUGUGUGUCUGUUUGCCUCACCAAUAAACCUCACCUUCAUCACCCA
This is a messenger RNA of Dermacentor andersoni, 1423 nucleotides long. It is a transcript of the gene gol, whose product is annotated as ring finger protein goliath. NCBI's taxonomy places the organism in Eukaryota, Metazoa, Arthropoda, Arachnida, Ixodida, Ixodidae. The record is from RefSeq and is a predicted model, not a curated record.